Messenger RNA from Pundamilia nyererei, 2631 nucleotides. RefSeq names its product proteinase-activated receptor 4. The transcript has 3 exons. Gene Ontology annotation, biological process: blood coagulation; thrombin-activated receptor signaling pathway; phospholipase C-activating G protein-coupled receptor signaling pathway. Gene Ontology annotation, cellular component: plasma membrane. Lineage: Eukaryota; Metazoa; Chordata; Actinopteri; Cichliformes; Cichlidae. The coding region runs from base 1268 to 2470 and encodes 400 amino acids. The record is from RefSeq and is a predicted model, not a curated record. Gene Ontology annotation, molecular function: thrombin-activated receptor activity.
UUGGGGCGCGGGCGAUUUUUCUUGGACACGCGUAGAGGUCGCGAAUGUGCAGGCGUCAAGUUAGGGGCGUUUUGGCGUUUUUUCACGCGCCCAUCGCGUUCGGUGUGAACACACGGUAACAGUGCAACGUGAAUGAGCAGCAGCAGGCGGUCAGCACCGCUCCCUGCUGGACACCGUCAGUACAUGCAGGUGGGCUCAGUCUAUCAGGUAACACUGACCGACAGCAGCUCACAGGUGUGUGUGUGUGUGUGUGGCUUCAGGUAAAUCAGACAGGUGGCGCUGCUGGUGCCCUGCUUUGGAGCAGACCUGCUGAAGCUUCAUGAGUGUUUGUGAUGAGAUCAGUCGUCCUGAAAUAUCUCACUCCUGUAUAAACUCUUACCUGUGCAGGUAAAUGCAGUACAUGAGGUUGUUUUAGUGACCUGAGAGCCACUGAUUCCUUUCAGAGCAGCUAAAGUCCAGUUUGCUCUUUUGCAGGUGACCUUUGACCCUUCUCAGGUUUUAUUUUGUGCAGUGUUGUCGUCUUUUCUUCUUGCUCUGAAUUUUUAAUUUUCUUCAAGCUCCUGCUUUAUGAUUCCUUACAGAUGUUCCUGCUGUGCUCUGCAGGGCACACAGAGGCCAUCUGAGCCUGAGCUCGUGUGGAGCGUCGGACAUGAACAACGCCCUAAACUUCUGCAUCAGCCACAGACGGGAAGUCUGCUUAUCAGCUGCUAACCGCUCGGGAAGAUGGAGAUAGUUUCUCACUAGUUAGUUUCUGAGGACUGAAGCAGAGCUGCACGUCUGAGUGUGACGUCAGUGUGAGGCCAGGUGAGAGAAGUGCAGUAAAAGUGGAAAAUGCUUCAGAGUAGAAACACAGCUUGCCCCGCUGAGCUCUGAUUGGGUGUGGGUUGUGGAGAGGAUGGCGGGGAGGUAGUAGGAAGCAGGUACGUCAGGACUUCUAUACUUCUGAGGACAUAACAGUUUUUAAAAGUCUACAAACAAAACCAGCUAGCCUGAAGUGAGAAGAGGAAGACACGCACGGGUCCUCACAGAGGCACACAUACCAGACACAGACACACACUUGGAUUGCAUCACCAGGGGAGGGGACAGCACAGCAGCUCUGAGAUCAGACAGAACACCUCAGACCACAGACGGGACUACUGCUGACAGCAUUACUACCAAUACUACCAGUACCGCUGAUACUGGGAGAGAGUACUGUCAGUACUAGUCUGAGGUGAGCUGAAAAGCAUCUGCUGCAGCUGUGACUCAGUGAAGAAGAAGAAGAAAAACAAUGAGGGGGCUCACUGGGACUCUCCUGCUCUUCGUCUGCCUGCUGGCGUUCGACUGUAGCGUCUCUCCUCCUCUUCCUCACCCCACAGAUGAAUGUCCUUUUAUGGCCAUCCGUCUGCGGACCUUCCGGCUCAGGCCUACCUGUAAUGGGACAACUCUGAAGGAAAAGCAGCUGAAGGAGAUCCAGGCUCCAGCCACCAACCUGUACCUGCCCAUCCUCUACCUGCUCGCCUUUGUGGUCGGUCUGCCCUCCAACUUGCUGGCUCUCUGGGUUCUGGUGUUCCGGACCAAACAGCUGCCGUCCACCACACUGCUCAUCAAUCUGACGGUGGCCGACUGCCUGCUACUCAUGGCGUUGCCAUUUCGGAUCGUCUACCACUUCCGGGGGAACAACUGGGAGCUCGGCGAGCCCUUUUGCCGCUUUGUCAUGGCGAUCUUUUACGGCAACAUGUACGGCUCCAUGUGGUGUCUGGCCUUUGUGUCCCUGGACCGAUACAUCGCUUUGGUCCACCCAUUUCGCGCCAGGACUCUGCGCAGCCAGCAGGUGUCUCUGUGUAUGUCAGUGGUGGUGUGGACAGUGGUUCUGGUUGCCAUGCUGCCACUGCUGCUGUCACGGCAGACCUACGAAGUCAGCACGCUGCAGAUCACCACUUGCCACGAUGCGCUUCCAGAGGAUGAGCAUGAGAACUACUUCUUGCCGUAUUUCGCCACCCUGUUCGCCACCUGCUUCCUGCUACCCUUAGCCAUCGUCCUGUACUGCCACAGCACUGUGUUGCGCACCUUGCUGGCCGGGGGAAAAUUCUACGGUCACGCCAUCCGGGUGACGGUACUGGUGCUGCUGGUCUUCAUCGUGUUUCUGCUGCCGAGCAACAUCCUCCUCCUCCUCAUCUAUGCUGACAGCUCACUGGACGGAGAUGGAGAGGACCUCUACAUGCCCUACAUGGUGAGCUUGGCGGUGAGCACCUUCAACAGCUGCAUCAUCCCGUUCAUUAUCUACUACGUGUCCACGGAGUUCCGGCAAAAGGCCAAGAGCACUUUGUGCUGCCACUGCGAUUCUGAGGAUAAAACAUACUCUCUGGUCAAGAAUAUGUCAUCUUUAUCAUCAGGCCCAAGGUCAAAGGUCACCCUGCUGUCCAUGUCCAGUCGACAGAGGCCACCUGAGAUGCCAUGCAGCUCCCAGGAGAACAGAGUAACGGACACCUGACUGCAGGCUGUCACGCAAAUGUCUUCAAAUUGUUGGACUGCUCGUUUAAAUGGGGAACUACGGUAUAUUGAUCUCUUAUUGGCUCUGAUCACGUCAGAUGAUGUCACAUGUUUAAUGAUUUUUUUUUCACUAGGACCAAUUCUGUUUACAUUAUACAUGCU